AUGACAGGUCCUGAUGCAACAAAUAUUCCUGGAGGUAAAACAGUCCCCUAUUCAGAUGUCCAGGUGGGGACAGUAUUAGAAGAUGGCAUUGUGAGAUGCGCAGGGAGGGCAAAGAAGGCAGCAAAAAAAUAUCUGAAGCUGGCAACCUGGAAUGUUCAGGCUGUGCUUAGACCACGUAAAAUGAUGGAAAUUGCAGAGGAAAUGACUAAACUUGACUUGGAUAUCAUGGCUCUGCAAGAGAUUAGAUGGCAGGGCCAAGGCAGAAUAGACAAAAAGAACUUUACAAUGUACCAUAGUGGACCGGAAACUAGAACAGGACUGUUCGGAAUGGGCUUCAUGAUAAACAAAAACUGA
Messenger RNA from Nilaparvata lugens (brown planthopper), 354 nucleotides. RefSeq lists its product as uncharacterized. Gene Ontology annotation, molecular function: catalytic activity. The transcript has a single exon. Lineage: Eukaryota; Metazoa; Arthropoda; Insecta; Hemiptera; Delphacidae. The coding region runs from base 1 to 354 and encodes 117 amino acids. The record is from RefSeq and is a predicted model, not a curated record.